AUGGCAGGCAACAUCAUCCUCUACGACCUCCCAAGCAUCCACAAAGGUUCCGACAAACCGUCAUGUUUCUCUUUGAAUCCGUGGAAGACGCGCAUGGUCCUCAACUACAAGCAAAUACCCUACACGACGGAAUGGGUUGAAUAUCCCGACCUGGAGCCCAAGAUGAAAGAGCUCGGCGUCAAAGCCAACCAACCAGGUACAGGCUGGACCGACUACACCUCCCCCACCAUCCGCCUCCCAGACGGCAAAGUCAUCAUGAACUCCGCCAACAUCGCCCCGGUACUCGAAGAACUCCACCCCUCGCCACCGCUGCACCUCGACGCCGACCUCCACGGCCCCAUCACCGAAGCCGUUGAGAACCUAGCCGGCGUCGUGUGGUGGGACACGCUAGCAGACGUCCCUUCGAUGCUACCGCCCCGAUCCGCAAAGUACUUCGAGGACACCCGCAAAGAGACCUUCGGCAUGACGCUCAAGGAGUUCGCGGCCGUCAAGGGAGGCGAGCAGGCGUGGAAAACGGCCGCUGAGCCGGGCGGAGCGGCUGAGAAGUUGGGAGAUCUUUUGACAAAGCAUCGGAAGGACGAAGGGCCGUUUGUGCUUGGGAGUCAGCCGAGCUAUGGGGAUUUUGUCGCGGCGAGUUUCUUUGACUGCUUUGAGCGGUGCUGCAAGGAGGAUUACGAGAAGAUGAUGGCGCUUGAUGCGAGGUUCAAGCCUUUGCAUGCGGCUUGUCGGCCUUGGUUGAAGAGGGAUGACUGA
Saxophila tyrrhenica is the source of this 753-nucleotide messenger RNA. RefSeq lists its product as uncharacterized. The record is from RefSeq and is a predicted model, not a curated record. Lineage: Eukaryota; Fungi; Ascomycota; Dothideomycetes; Mycosphaerellales; Extremaceae. Bases 1 to 753 code for a protein of 250 amino acids. The transcript is spliced from 3 exons.